AUGAAGGGCACGACAGCUUUACUUCCGAUCCUCUCGACCCUGUUGCACUCUACCUCAGCCUUCGUUAACUAUGUCACAUUCGAUGCCAACAGCAGCGCCCCUACCGAUGGCUAUCAGACCUUCAGAGCCAACGACCGAGCGGCCAACGAAACCCACGCAGUGAGCUUCAGCUACGCCAGCAACAGCAACCAGAAUUGGACAUGGACUUUGAAGACCAGCGAUGUUCACAUGCCGAAUAUAACUGGCACGAACCUCGACACUGCGCAACCGAACGGGCCAGCCAAUCCUCAUGUUGCUUUCACUACGUAUGACUUUUCAUGGCCUCAAGGUGGAAGUUUGAACGAUGCAGUCAAGCAAAGCAGCGACCAGAAUAACGGCGCGUACGCACCUUCCUGCAUGUACUUGAUCUGGGCCCAGUUCCCGCUCAAUGUUUCGGCAAAGUACGAUCCCUCGUCAAGUGACUGCACGAGUGCACUCGGGGAGGCGUGUGUGAAUGCGAUUGUUGGGAACAUGACGGCAUCAACGCGAUGCGAAACGAACGACUUCCCCCCAUACUUCAAGUACCGAGACGAGUGCGCCGAUUCGUUUGGUGCCAUUGAGGGUGGAGGCUGGGCGACUCAGGCCUAUGCAUUCGGAAACGCCACUGCACCCUCAAACCAGACCUCUCUCCAGAGCGGCCAGACCUGGGCUUGGACACUCAGUGACCCAUAUUCGGCGGGCAACUCGUCGGCAUUCGGAACGGCGACGGAGAGGUUGCAUGUCGUUGGGCUGUCGUCAGGAGGACAGAACCGGCUGUUGUGCAAUCGCGUUGCUGACAGGGUGGAGAAUGCUGGUUCCUCGGCGGUACGCAUUCAAGGCCUGGCUGUCGUCAGUGUCAUUGCCAUCGUCGCUGCUAUUGUGAUGUAA
Zasmidium cellare ATCC 36951 is the source of this 906-nucleotide messenger RNA. RefSeq lists its product as uncharacterized. The record is from RefSeq and is a predicted model, not a curated record. Lineage: Eukaryota; Fungi; Ascomycota; Dothideomycetes; Mycosphaerellales; Mycosphaerellaceae. The coding region runs from base 1 to 906 and encodes 301 amino acids. The transcript has 2 exons.